Monoraphidium neglectum is the source of this 2298-nucleotide messenger RNA. Its product is annotated as Extracellular serine proteinase. Gene Ontology annotation, molecular function: tripeptidyl-peptidase activity; serine-type endopeptidase activity. NCBI's taxonomy places the organism in Eukaryota, Viridiplantae, Chlorophyta, Chlorophyceae, Sphaeropleales, Selenastraceae. The record is from RefSeq and is a predicted model, not a curated record. The transcript has 19 exons. Bases 1 to 2298 code for a protein of 765 amino acids. Gene Ontology annotation, biological process: proteolysis. Gene Ontology annotation, cellular component: cytosol.
AUGGCUCCGUUGCGACCCGCCCUGGCCCUGCUGCUCGCCUUCCUAGUCACCAUCCAAGGCCAACAGGCCUCCGUGCAGGUGGAGCCGCAGACCGCAACAGAGGCGGUCGACCCAAUCGCAACUGUGGCGGUUGAGUCCACCACGACGGUCAUCUAUAAGAGCGGCUUUGGGCCCGGCUGGCGCGACGCGUCGUACGGCUGCAUCAAAUGCGCAUCCGACACCACUUCGCCACGCGACACCUCAACGGCCUCCUUCACCGCGAGCGUCGCCGCUUGGGGCGCCCUGGUGCUGGCCGCCAACCAAUCCUUUCCGCCCGACGGCGUGCUUGACUUUUGGGUGCGCGGAUCCGGCGUCAUGUUUGUGUCAAUCUUCCUGGAGGACACACGGGGCCGCCGCUUCUCCAAGGAUGUCCGCCUCUCGCGCCCCGACCUUGACACCGACGUCGUCACCAUUCACGGGUCCGACGACGCCGGCUGGAUCCACAUUAGCAUCAGCGUCGCGGGCCUGGCGGACAGCUCCGGGGCCGACGGGGCAAAGGCGGCGACAGAGUACAACCGGGUCGUCUUCAAGGACGUGUCGGGCGUGGGGUUCAAGCUCGCUCUCGACGACGUGCGGAUCGUCCAGGCCGUCAGCAUGGCCCAGAUCAGCGACGCCUUCCUGCUCCUCCAGGCGUCAUCGUCCCGCAUCGCGCCCCUCUUCAACGCCGACCUGGUGGCGCCCCAGGUGACCAAUUCCCGCUACAUUGUCCGCUUCAAGGAGUCCCAGACCCUCUCCACUGCCCAGUCUGUCUGCGACGAGCUGAAGGGCAGCCUGCCGGCCGGCGCCACGCAGCGCUUCCGCGGCUUCUGCGACAACAGCUUCUUUGCACUCCAGUCUGGCGCGCAGUCCUCGAAGCUGGCCUGGCGCUUCGUGCCCGUCACUGUCAAGUCGGCGGACGACCUCAAGGCGCUACGCACGUCACUGGCCGACAAGAUUCAGUACGUUGAGGCCGACCUCACCGCCUAUGCCUACCCAACACACCCUAAGGUCUCCAGCUUCCGCGCCCGCGCCCGCAGCCUCUCCGGCUUCCGCGACGACCAGGAGGCCGCCGCCGCCGCCGCCGGCGUGCCCGCGCCCGCGCCUGUGGAGGUGGAUGGCGACACCUCUGCCGCCGAGGGCCAGGCCGUCGCGGCGGAGUCGAGCCAGGGCGGCGCGGUGGCGGCGUCCGGCGGCGUCGACGUGUUCCCGCCCACGCUGCCGCCGGAUGAGCAGGCGUACCGCGUGCUGCCGGCGCCCGAUGGGCGAAAUGGCACGGUCAGCGCCGCGGCCGACGUGUGGGCGCAGAGUGGCGCGCGCUCCUGGGGCCAGGACCGGAUGGACCAGCUGCGCCUGCCCCUGGACGGCGUCUACAACCCCGGGGACCUGGACGGACGCGGCGUGCACGGUGUGCGGCGGCGGCGGCUCGCAGCGGCCACGCCGCUGUCCGCCGGCUCUGACAGCCGUCGCCGCCUGUUUGUGAUCGACACCGGCCUGAGGGCCAGCCACGCGGACUUCCGCGGCAGAGUGGGGCAGGGGGCCACCUUCGUGGGUAACAGCUACGCAGACGACCACGGCCAUGGCACCCAUGCGUCCGGCACGGCGGUGGGCGCCAUCCACGGCAUCGCCCGCAGCGCCACUCUGCACCCCGUCAAGGCCCUGGACUCUCAGGGCGCGGGCAGCUACAGCAACAUCAUCAGCGGGAUGCAGUGGGUCAAGUCGUAUGUGGCCAACAACGGCAUCAGGAGCGCUGUCGUGUCGCUGUCGCUGGGCGGCCCCCGCUCCGCCGCGCUCAACGACGCCGCCGCCGACCUCACCGCCGCGGGCAUCACCGACGCCCUCGCCUCCUACUCCAACAUCGGCUCCUGCCUCUCCGUCUUCGCCCCCGGCUCGAGCAUCGUGUCCGCCGGAUACACCGACGACAACGCGGAGUCCACCAUGAGUGGCACCAGCAUGGCCACGCCCCACGUGGCGGGGGCGGCUGCCCUAUACCUGCAGGCCUUCCCCGGCGCCGCCCCCGCGGCCGUCAAGCGGGCGCUCCAGUCCGCCGCCCUCCGCGCCUCCUUCGACCCCUCCUCAGCCCCCUACCUCGCGCUCGCCAUCGCCUCGCGCCUCCGCCCCUCCGCGGCGCCCGCGCCGACCCCCUCCCCGACGGCCACGCCGAAGCCGUCCCCGUCCCCUCAGCCGACCGCGCCUACGACGACCAACCCCUUGUUCCCCAGCUUCGGCUUCACCAAGCCCAGCUGGUGCUCCUCGUGCCCCGCGUGCGCGUUCUGCUCGUGA